AUGAAGCCAGUUAAGAAAUUCUCUUUAAGAAGCCACGACAGUUCAAUUACCGCAUUAUUGCCGGUAGAAAAUCAGGUGAUUAGCGGAGAUUCCCAGGGAGACUUGGUUUGGUGGGAUCUAGUCAAGAAGAGACCAAUCAAGAAAUGGAAAGCCCAUCGGGGUUCGAUAAUAACGUUGAAAAAACUAUACAAUGGAUUAAUACUAAGUCAUGCCAAAGACCACAGUUUGAAAUUAUGGGAUUUGACAAACGUGGAGUCGUGCUAUGCUGAAGUGCCAAUCAAUACGUUGAACUUCUGUAAUAUCGAUGUAAUCGAAGGCUAUUUAUUGUGUCCAAGUACUAUUGAUUCAGAGAAAUUUGACUUAUAUUCAUUAUUUGAAUCAGAAAAAUUUGAAUUGAAAAGAUUGCUUCAUAAUGUCGAUCCUUAUCAACUCUACAAGGAUAAAGAAGAUAUCGAUGAUGAAGUUAACCACUUGAAAAGGGGUAAGUUUGGCUCGAUGAUGAAGGUAAUGUUUACUUCAAAUAACCAAUUUAUAAUUGGUUAUGAAUCGGGUGCUUUAAUUACUUUUAACUUGGUAUUACCCCUGGUCAAAGUAACCGACACACAAACUAGAAUAAACAAAGAUUGUAAAGUUACUGUUGAUGAGAUUAAUCAAUAUCAUCAACCAAACCCAAUUCUUUCUUUAACUUAUAAUAGCCAAUUGAUUUCAGGAUCAACGGGGAAAUCAAUCUUCUUCCAUACCGAUUGCAAAACAAUACCUUCAAACCAUUACGGUAUACAACAACUAGUCACUUAUGACCAGUUGUUAAUUGGGUUAUUCUGGGAUGGGGUUAUUAAGAUUUAUGACUUGACGACAAAAUUCGAAUUAUGGAAAUACUAUAGAAAGACUGAACGAAUAUCUAAAAAUGAAGAUAAU
Molecule: messenger RNA, 915 nt
Organism: Hyphopichia burtonii NRRL Y-1933
Lineage: Eukaryota; Fungi; Ascomycota; Pichiomycetes; Serinales; Debaryomycetaceae
Exons: 1
Molecular function (GO): protein binding
Source: RefSeq, a predicted model, not a curated record